GAAACCGCGCCCGCCGUCGCGCUGGCGGCCCCGCUCCUUUUUGUCCCUCCGCCCGAGCCGUAGCGGCGCUGCGGCAGGGGAGGGCGGGGUUAAGGCCCGGAUGCGGAAGUGGCCGCUCACUUCCGCUUUCUGGGCAGAGGCAGAGGCAGCUGUUGUUGGAGCGCUCUGAGGCCGUGCCGGAACCAUGCCUCGCAAGAUUGAGGAGAUUAAAGACUUUUUGCUGACAGCCAGGAGGAAGGACGCGAAGUCGGUCAAGAUCAAGAAGAACAAGGAUAAUGUGAAAUUCAAGGUGCGCUGCAGCCGGUACCUGUACACCCUGGUCAUCACGGACAAGGAGAAGGCCGAGAAGCUGAAGCAGUCCCUGCCCCCAGGUUUGGCCGUGAAGGAGCUGAAAUGAGCCGUUCAUGUGUAGGUUUCUCCAUGUUUGUUACAUAAAUAAAAACCUGAAGUGUU
Chroicocephalus ridibundus (black-headed gull) is the source of this 453-nucleotide messenger RNA. RefSeq names its product ribosomal protein L38 (gene RPL38). The transcript has 5 exons. Bases 185 to 397 code for a protein of 70 amino acids. Gene Ontology annotation, cellular component: cytosolic large ribosomal subunit; ribosome. Gene Ontology annotation, biological process: protein-RNA complex assembly; translation. Gene Ontology annotation, molecular function: structural constituent of ribosome. The record is from RefSeq and is a predicted model, not a curated record. NCBI's taxonomy places the organism in Eukaryota, Metazoa, Chordata, Aves, Charadriiformes, Laridae.